Exophiala spinifera is the source of this 1419-nucleotide messenger RNA. RefSeq lists its product as uncharacterized. The transcript is spliced from 2 exons. The record is from RefSeq and is a predicted model, not a curated record. Lineage: Eukaryota; Fungi; Ascomycota; Eurotiomycetes; Chaetothyriales; Herpotrichiellaceae. Bases 1 to 1419 code for a protein of 472 amino acids.
AUGCCCAGGGUUGUUGCAAUUCACGUCGAUCCGGACGGCACUCUAGGGCCAGCAAACGAAUAUCAAGACUCGACAGCGCUCCAAACGUUGCUCUGCCAAAGGACACACACCCAGACCCAGUCGGCGGCGGCGCUCCGGACUAUUUACAUCCUCGAGGCUCUUUCGCCAGACUUCGUCGCAGUCCUCGGAAGCCACUUUCAGCUCCAUCCGACGUUAUUUGCAGAUCAUGACAGGCUGGUCGCCUUAGAAAACAGAGCCACUGGAGAGCUCGGCGGGAUCCCAUUCCUGCCAUCGGCUAUUCACGGCCGGGACUUUGUUUCUCUCAAAUACCACGAGCCAUUGCGCCUGUCCAGCCCGCCCCCUGGGUUCCGGAAUGUGUGCGACGUGUCUGGGCGGCAUAUUGCCGUCACCAGGAUCGCCGGAAGCUUCUCCGACGUGGUGAUCGCCCGACGAAAAUGCACCUUCUGGACAAGGAAGACCGAAGGUGGAGGAUGGGAUUGGCUCAUUGUCUGUGAUCCCCCCAUAAAACGAAUUCUUACCAACUAUUCGGGCCAAACGGGCUACAACGUCACCACCGUGCCAUACAAGGGUGGUUAUCGAGAUUUCAUGCCUCUCAGAAACCAAAUCAAGAACCUGUCGGCACCGCCGAGGACGUCGCUCUUGGACGACCUCAUCUUCUACCUCUACACAUACUCAGACACACUUAAUCCGGGAGACCCUCUCUCUCUGAGAGUCUUUAUCGAGAAGAUCAUCGCUAGCCACUACUUGAAGCUAUCCGAGUUGAUCCUAACACUCAUCGAGAGAAUACAAUUCGACUUCUCCCGCAAACGCGACCUGUCGAGCUUUGUUAUUUCGGCAGUGGAAGAGCAGUGGAGCGACGUGCAAGCUUUGCAAAGGCGCAUUGGUGAGUAUCAAGAUGACCUCGAAGCAACCAUGCUGCAGUUGCGAAUAUCGUUUGAUCACCCCGACGUCGAUCGCGAUUCAGACUGGAAAUACAGUGCCGUCGACUACCAGUUCCUCUACCUGCGCUUCAAGGAGAUCGGUCAGCGGGCAAACAGCUUGAACGGCUCCACGGCGGCCUUAGCAAGCCUCACCAACAGUCGACAGGCGGCAGCCGCACAAACAUUAGCGCUGGAGGCAGCAGAGAGAUCGAUUCGAGAAGCAAAGAGUGUGAAGGCCCUCUCAAUCUUGGGCGUUAUCUUCAUCCCGCUUGCUUACGUCGCCUCACUGUUCAGCAUGUCCCAGCCUUACAACCCAGGGGGAGAACAGUUUUGGGUCUAUUUUGUGGUUGCGUUUCCAAUGAUUGGGGUUGUUUUGUUGUGCUAUUAUACCCUUGAGCUGGGAUAUGCCGCAGGCGGAAUGCGCUGGCCAUAUCGGAGUGUUAUGGCCAUUGUCAAGCAGCGCCUCAAACAGCAAUAA